AUACAUGACAUGAAUGUUGGUUAUCCUACACUUUAUUACAAUGAAGCUAUUGAAUAUUGUUGUAGAAGGUCCCUGGGCUCUCGUCUCACAGCUGGCGGCACAUUGAGACCAAUGAUUUUCGUCCAGCUCGGAGACCGUCCCGUUAUGGUAAAAUUAAGGUUGUUUAAGGUUGCAGCUUGUUGAUCAUCACUACGGACAGAGAGGUGUCGUUUGUGUUUUAACUCCGUUUCGCGAAAGAGUUAUUGAGACGGGAAGUCCGAAUCUGUGAAUAUUUUUCCAACUUUACGGAACUGGAAAAGUAUGGCGCUCUUCGGUGUUUUGUGGUUCAUCUUCACCGUUUUUAGUUUCGUUCAUUUAACACCGGUCAUUUUACCCGAAGAGAAGGAAGGAAGGAAGGAAGGAAUGAAGGAUAGGGUUUUGAACGCAGCUGGCUCCUCUCCAAUCAGCGCCAGCUGUACAAGGCACCUGUUGUCAUUGCCUCACUCCCCUUUGGCCCCUGUCCUCGUCCUGUGGUGGCUCUUGGCCUGCUGUUUUGCUGCCCCUAUUUUGCCUGUUUUGCUGCCUCCAUUAUGCUUGUUUUUACUUCUGUUUGGCAUGGUUUGGCCGUUUAAUACACUUCUGGUUCGUUUUACUAAACACGUCUAUGGCCAAAUAUCAGUAAUGAAUCUGUGUCCUUAACACUUCUCAAACUAUAUAUUGGGGUUGUUAAACUUAUAUUUCUUGGAGUGUAAGUCCCCAGGUGGCGUUGUUGGUUCCCUUUCAUUUCCCCUCCCUUAAGGCCUCGUCACACUUACAGUGAACUAAUAUCUUGUUGAAACUAAUUUGAUGGCAGAAAAUUAAAUGAGUGUGAACGGACAGAAUAUGAAUGGUUAGGCUACAAAAAAAUAUAGUUAUUCUGUCAUGAACAAUGGUGGAAUACGUAUUCAGCAGCUCCUUGAGACAUGAUCCUUACACAGAAUACUUUACUUUAUUCUACUGUUAUUUAUAUAUAUAUAUAUGUGUGUUAUUACUAACACCUAUUCAUUUUGUUCUUCCUUGUGUACAUAACAGUAUUGUUUAGCAUUUACCUCUAUUUGUCCAGCGUUAUUGUUCUUGCUGUUGUGUUUUUUUAUUUAUAUGUAAAUACAUCAAGAUAGAUGCAAAGCAACCAGUGUCAAAUUCCUUGUUUAGCCACACAGAUCUUUGCAAAUAAAUCUCAUACUGAUUCAAUUCUGCAACAUAAAAACAUCCCAUUAGGCUACAAGUAAACAUCCUUUAGCCUAUUAGAAAUGUCACUUACAUGCUUUAAUAUAGUGUAUUAUUAGAUUAUUAUCAAGCUAUUGAUGAGUAAGUGUUAUUUUACUUUUGUAUGUGAAACUAAUUUGAACUAUUUGAUAUAGCCUACUGUUUGUACUGUGCAUUAUAUUAUAUUAACUCAUCAAAUGUAUUGCAUGUCAAUUCUUAAUCUCUACAAUAACUGCAGUUGACAGAUAAAUGCAGUAAAGUGAAAACUACAAAUUCCUCCUGAAAAGUAGUUUAGUUGGGCUAGUAAUACCAUGAAGUAAAGCAAUAAAACCUAACAUAUGUGAGUGAAAGUACUACAUUGCCCUCACUAAUGACUUGAAAUGUUGAUUAUUAGGCUGUGUUAUUAACAGAAGGCUUCAUUUUGUGUCCUAUCAGAGGAAUAUCAAUUCAAACAGUGGAUGUCACAGUUCAACAACAUUUAUGACACCGAGGAGUAUUACCACCGGCUUCGCAUAUUCACUGAGAAUAAGAGGGAAAUUGAUCACCAUAAUGCUUGGAAACACUCGUUCACAAUGGGCUUGAAUCAGUUCUCAGCCAUGACAUUUGAGGAAUUCAGGAAAUCAUUUCUUUUGACAGAGCCUCAGAACUGCUCAGCUACUAAAGGGGGUCAUGUCAGCAGGGCGGGUCCUUAUCCUGAGUUCGUAGACUGGAGGAUGAAAGGCAACGUUGUGACUCCCGUGAAGAACCAGGGUUACUGUGGAAGCUGUUGGACCUUCUCCACUACUGGCUGUUUGGAGUCAGUGAAUGCUAUCGCUACCGGGAAGCUAAUAUCUCUGUCUGAGCAGCAGCUGAUAGAUUGUGCCCAAGACUUCAACAAUCAUGGAUGCAUGGGGGGCCUCCCCAGCCAGGCAUUCGAGUACAUCAAAUACAACAACGGCCUUAUGACAGAGGAGGACUAUCCCUACAAAGGACAUGAUGACUCUUGUCAUUUUGAGCCUGCCUUUGCAGCUGCUUUUGUCCUGGAUUCUGUCAACAUAACGAGUUAUGAUGAAAAGGCCAUGGUUGAUGCUGUGGCCCGGCUCAACCCGGUGUCCUUUGCCUUUGAAGUCACAGCUGACUUCAUGCACUACAAAGAAGGUGUUUACACCAGCACACAGUGUAAGAACACAACAGACAUGGUGAAUCAUGCGGUCCUGGCUGUGGGUUACGGUGCUGAAGAGAGCGGCACACCGUAUUGGAUUGUGAAGAACUCUUGGGGCACCGACUGGGGAAUGGACGGAUAUUUUUUGAUCGAGCGAGGAAACAACAUAUGCGGACUGGCUGCAUGCGUUUCCUACCCUCUCCCUUUAGUUUGAGGAUUAACAACAUACAUGGAGGGAACAUAAUGGAAAGUCAGUGCUUUCAUGCUCCCUGAAGUGUUUUAUGGAGAAGUUUGAUUUCUCAACAUUAUGUACAUAAACAUUUUUAAACUUUUGUGUCACACUGUCAACUUGCCUGUGUGGUGCAUUUGCUUCUCCUUGUUUUAAGGUUAGAAGUGUUCAUCUAUUAUCUUCGUUCCUUGUGUUUCCUAAUGUGUCAUUAAUGACUACACAAAGAACAUAUAUUUAAUCGUAUAAAGUUUGCCUGUACUGAUGCUUGUACCAUGCAGUACUUUUUAUUAAGUAUCAGCAGUGGGAAUAAUAUCAGGAGAAGUAGCCACUUUACCAACAUUUAAUAUAAUUAAAUGGGUGACAUGCAUGGUUAUACGCUGAGCAACAGACAUCUCGGUAGAUCAAUGAUAUUUUAUGGCAAAUCUUCCAUGGGCUAUUGACUUAAUUUUUUUGUGAAAGGCGGCUUUAUGGCUCUGUAAGUACAAAAUCAUGUGUGUAAAACUCUCGGAAAGUCUUCAAAGACAAGGACAAGCUGCUUGUUUGACCUCCACAGUUCUCUAUCUUCUCUGACCGGAUUAACAAACUUUAAAGAUGGCCAUGCACAAAAGACACAUUGAGGAGUCAGCUCAGAAGUGAAGCAUUUGUCUGUUUCCAUUUCCACAUGUUUUGUUAAUAAACAAUUCUUAUGCUUA
Messenger RNA from Cyclopterus lumpus (lumpfish), 3286 nucleotides. RefSeq names its product cathepsin H (gene ctsh). Gene Ontology annotation, cellular component: lysosome. The transcript has 12 exons. Gene Ontology annotation, biological process: immune response. The record is from RefSeq and is a predicted model, not a curated record. The coding region runs from base 1683 to 2579 and encodes 298 amino acids. Gene Ontology annotation, molecular function: cysteine-type endopeptidase activity. Lineage: Eukaryota; Metazoa; Chordata; Actinopteri; Perciformes; Cyclopteridae.